This is a messenger RNA of Ostrinia furnacalis (Asian corn borer), 1665 nucleotides long. RefSeq names its product porphobilinogen deaminase-like protein l(3)02640. Lineage: Eukaryota; Metazoa; Arthropoda; Insecta; Lepidoptera; Crambidae. Gene Ontology annotation, molecular function: hydroxymethylbilane synthase activity. The transcript is spliced from 7 exons. Gene Ontology annotation, cellular component: cytoplasm. Bases 244 to 1461 code for a protein of 405 amino acids. The record is from RefSeq and is a predicted model, not a curated record. Gene Ontology annotation, biological process: heme biosynthetic process.
UUCCAGUAUCAUUUUGUGAUGUGAUGUGGAAUGUUGGAUAAAAGUUAAUAUUUGGGAGAUUUAUAUUAUCACGGGCAUAAUACUUGUCCACUACAGUGCUAGUGACAAGAUAUUGGAGCUUUGUGUUAUUGGUUCUACCGGGAAAACUUGCUCAGCAAUCAAAACCUUAUUACAUGACAUAGCCUAUAAGUUUAUAGAAUUUAUUAAAUUACUGAUAAAACGUGACGAAGAUUUUAAACUACGAUGGAAAAUGAAGGAAAUAAUGUUAUACGAGUUGGGUCGAGGAAAAGUGAGUUGGCUUUAAUUCAGACCAAUCAUGUCAUAGACACUCUGAAAAAAGUGUAUCCAGAUAAGGAAUUUAAAAUUGUGACCAUGACAACAUUGGGUGAUCGUAUACUAAACGUAUCGCUGCCCAAGAUUGGAGAGAAGUCAUUAUUCACCAAGGACUUGGAGGAUGCCCUCAGAAACAACACGGUAGACUUUGUGGUUCAUUCACUGAAGGAUUUACCCACAUCACUGCCAGAUGGCCUGGUCAUUGGAGCAGUAUUUGAAAGAGAAGAUCCGCGCGACGCUCUAGUGCUACGGGACAGUGUAAAGGACCACUCGCUCUCUACGCUUCCCGCCGGCUCAGUAAUAGGCACAUCGUCUCUCCGCCGCACGGCGCAACUUCGCGGCUCCCACCCUCACUUGUCAGUGGUGGACGUCCGAGGCAACCUGAACACAAGGUUGAACAAGCUGGACGCUGCCGAUGGCAAGUACUCGGCGUUGCUGCUGGCCCACGCUGGAUUGCAGAGGAUGGGGUGGGCUCAUAGGGUGUCUAAGGUGCUGCCAUGUUCAGAGAUGAUGUACGCAGUGGGCCAGGGGGCGCUGGCGGUGGAAUGCUCCACAGACAACAAAGACGUGUUGUCUAUGCUCGCUCCCUUCAACCACCCAGAGACAUACUGCCGGGUGUUAGCUGAGAGGAGCUUUUUGAAGACUUUAGGUGGCGGUUGCAGCGCCCCAGUAGGCGUGUCAACAAGACUGAAGCCUCUCGACGCAGAAUUCAAACUGUCCAUAUCCGGCGCCGUCUGGAGUCUCGAUGGAGCCACGCGAAUCGACCACACCCUCCACCACACGUUUCCACAGAUCACUAAGACCGCUAAACACAAACUCAGCCCUGUAGAUGACAACACUAGCAAAAGAAUCAAGACCGAACAAAGUAACCCAAUCGAAGAACUCAACAAAAGAAUCGACACCCAAAAUGCCAACUGUGAAGACACAAGGACUAUGGAAGAAAUACAAGCGCUAAAAGACAAAAUAUUCUGUGGUUUAUCCGAGAAUGUGAACAUACCCAUCGAAGUGAUAGAAAAAUGUGAUAACUUAGGCAUAGAGUUAGCCAAUUCUCUAAUCUCAAAAGGUGCUUUAGAAGUAAUGAAAGUGACUCAAGACUACAUUAGAUGCUCCGUUGCAAAUAAAUCAUGAUCCUAUAUUAUAUUUAGAUUUAGUUUUACAGUUAUUAAUUUGUUAAACUUAACAGAAUCGUUGCGUACAAUUUGGUACAGAUUUUUAUAUUUUAUUUUAAAUUAUAAUUAGUUGUCUAUGGGAUAUGUAAGCAAUUAUGUUAGUACUUAUGAUGUUAUUGAUCAGGUUUUUCUUGUUGAAUAAUAUGGUGGAUGUUACGAGGAA